This is a messenger RNA of Fusarium pseudograminearum CS3096, 1302 nucleotides long. RefSeq lists its product as uncharacterized. The transcript is spliced from 4 exons. Gene Ontology annotation, biological process: protein refolding; response to heat. Gene Ontology annotation, cellular component: cytoplasm. Gene Ontology annotation, molecular function: ATP binding; Hsp70 protein binding. The record is from RefSeq and is a predicted model, not a curated record. NCBI's taxonomy places the organism in Eukaryota, Fungi, Ascomycota, Sordariomycetes, Hypocreales, Nectriaceae. Bases 1 to 1302 code for a protein of 433 amino acids.
AUGGAUGAUCCUUUCAACGCUGGCUCUCCGGGUCCGGAAGAGGUCGAUCUCUACGAACUUCUCGAAAUCGACAGAACCGCAACACCAGACCAGAUAAAGAAGGCUUACCGAAAGGCCGCUCUCAAGUACCACCCAGACAAGGUUGCCGAGGAGCAGCGUGAAGAGUCAGAAGCCAAGUUCAAGGAAGUCACACAAGCCUACGAAAUUCUUAGCGAUGAGCAGAAACGCGAGCUUUACGAUGUCCACGGCAUGGCCGCUUUCGACAAGUCCCGCGGUGGCCCCGGCGGUCCUGAGGUCGACCUCAACGAUAUCCUUUCCCAGAUGUUCGGUUUCGGCAUGGGUCCCGGAGGCCCUGGAGGUCCUGGCGGCCCCGGCGGCCCUCGUCGACCCAGACGUGGCCCUGAUGAGGAGCAAGAGUACAAGGUCACCCUGGAAGAGCUUUACCGUGGUAAGACUGUCAAGUUUGCCGCCAACAAGCAGGUGCUCUGUGGCCAGUGCAAGGGUUCUGGUGGCAAGGAGAAGGCCAAGGCUGCGUCUUGCGAACGUUGCAAGGGUAACGGUAUCGUCGAGGCCUUCCGACAAAUCGGCCCCGGCAUGAUGCGACGUGAGACUGUUCUUUGCGACCACUGCCAGGGCGCUGGCCAGGUUUUCAAGGAGAAGGACCGAUGCAAGAAGUGCAAGGGCAAGCGAACAAGCCAAGAGAAGAAGGUCCUAGAGAUUUACAUCCCCCGAGGUUCCAUGCAGGGCGAGCGCAUCGUUCUUGAAGGCGAGGCCGAUCAGCACCCGGACCAGACACCUGGUGAUAUCGUCUUCACUCUGGUUGAAGAGCCUCAUGAUGUCUUCACUCGCAUCGGCCACGACUUGUCUGCCGAGCUGACUGUGACACUUGGCGAGGCUCUAUCAGGUUUCUCCCGUACCGUCUUCAAGCACCUCGAUGGACGAGGUAUCCAUAUCGAACGCCCCCGAGGCAAGAUUCUGCGACCAGGUGACUGCCUCAAGAUCCCUGGUGAGGGUAUGCCCAUGAAGCGUGGCGAGGCCAAGGGUGAUCUGUACCUUAUUGUCAAGGUUGAGUUCCCUGAGGACGGAUGGCUGAAGGAGGACUCCGAGCACGACGCUUUGCAGAAGAUGCUGCCCGCUGCUCCUGCCAACGUUGAGGCUGAGGAGGUUGAUGAGGUCGAGUACGAGGAUGAUGCCGACAUUGAGAAGAUGGGCGAAAACUCAGGCGACGGCCGAUUCGGUGGUGACUGGGAAGACGACGACGACGACAUGGGUGAUGGUCAAGCUCAGUGCCAGACACAGUAA